GUUUCAGGGGGAAUCUAAGUAGAUCGGACGCUGUCAAAAUAAACAGCUGAGCACCCGGAGACAUUUAGGAAGAAACUUAAGCCUUCUACAGUCCCAAAAGGAAACACAAGUCAGAGAUUUAUUCCUGCCCUCCUAAAUUAAGAAAAACUGGACAUCUGCAUCGUGACUAAAGCUGCGCAGAUUUCCAUUCUGUGAUGGAGGAGGAAGAUGACUGUCCAGAGUUGGUGCCUAUCGACCCCCAGCCGGCUCCACCUGCACAGCAGAUCCCGGUCACCAUCAUCACAGGCUACCUUGGAGCUGGAAAGACAACACUCUUAAACUACAUAUUAACUGAACAGCACAACAAACGGAUUGCUGUCAUUCUCAAUGAAUUCGGAGAAGGUAGUGCUCUUGAGAAGUCACUUGCAGUGAGCCAAGCAGGAGAGCUAUAUGAAGAGUGGCUGGAGCUGAGAAAUGGCUGCCUCUGCUGCUCUGUCAAGGAUAAUGGCCUUAAGGCAAUUGAAAACCUGAUGGAAAAGAAAGGAAAGUUUGAUUAUAUCCUGUUAGAAACUACAGGACUUGCUGAUCCAGGAGCGGUGGCUUCCAUGUUCUGGGUUGAUGCAGAGCUUGGCAGUGAUAUUUAUUUAGAUGGCAUUGUGACUGUCAUCGAUGCCAAGUUUGGGCUACAGCAGCUAAUGGAAGAAAAGGCAGAUGGAUUCAUCAAUGAGGCAGCAAGACAGAUUGCUGUUGCUGACUUGACCAUAAUCAAUAAGACUGACCUGGCGACUGGGGAGGAACUAAACCAAGUCAGAGAUGCUGUCAGGUCUAUAAACGGUCUUGUCAAAAUUCUAGAAACCCAGAGAUCAAGGGUGGACCUCUCUGAAGUUCUGGACCUGCAUUCCUUUGACAUUGAGGAUGGAGCAAAACUUGCUAAGAAGCUCCAGCUUGUGAAACCCACAGGACCUCAUCUCGACAAGAGUAUUUUAACUGUGAUGUUUGAGGUGGCAGGAGAUCUUUCAGAAGAUGCCCUGAAUGCCUUUAUCCAAGAUCUUCUUUGGGAAAAGAAAUUCCUCAACAAAGAAAAGAAGCCCAUGACAGUCAUCCGCUUAAAGGGAAUAGUAUCAUUUGCAGGCAAAGACCAACAGGUGAUGCUGCAGGGGGUCAAUGAUCUGUACGAGCUCAAUGACACUCCUCAACUUUGGGAAGACAACCAACGAAUCAACCGGCUGAUUUUUAUAGGUAGAAACCUGGACAAGGACAUUUUGGAAGAACAUUUCAUGAAGACUGUAAUUCAGAACUGAAAAACUUAACCAAGCCUUUCCCUUGUGUAAAAUUUUUCAAACAGUUAUUUAUGGCUAUAAAAAUGUAUGGAGAUCUCACGGCUGCAGCUUUGAAGACUAGCCCAGAUACUGUAUAUGAAUGAUAAUGGAUAAUUUGGAGUUUGAAUUUUCUGAUUCAGCAGUUAAAGGUAAUUUUAAUGUAAAAAAUCAUAUAUAUAUAUACGUAAAACACCCUCAUUUUCCAUCUUUUGAAUAAAAUACUGUUUCCUAUUAUUUUAUACAAAAUAUAGUCUUGCAUUCUUCCAGGAAAACUAAAUUCUG
Molecule: messenger RNA, 1580 nt
Organism: Oryzias latipes (Japanese medaka)
Lineage: Eukaryota; Metazoa; Chordata; Actinopteri; Beloniformes; Adrianichthyidae
Gene: zng1a
Product: COBW domain containing
Cellular component (GO): cytoplasm
Source: RefSeq, a predicted model, not a curated record